AUGCAAGCUCUUGGGCUAGGAUCGGCCAAAUCAACAAAGACGGAAACUGUGGCCAAUGGAGCAUCUCCAUCAGAUCAAGCAGCGCCAUCUGUCAUACAAAAACCCGUAGAACCUUUGGCCAAAAUCCCUGCAUCGAAACGCAUCAAUGUUUUAGAAGAAUAUGCCAAGCGAUCCAUGGGCAAACCUUUGACAACAAUUUGCAUCAUUGGUCAUGUCGAUUCUGGAAAAUCCACCAUAGUAGGACAUCUCAUGUAUCAACUUGGAGAAAUCAACCAUCGAACAAUGCACAAAUAUGAACGUGAUUCUCAGAAAAUUGGCAAAGGAUCGUUUGCAUUUGCUUGGGUUAUGGAUGAAACCGAGGAAGAAAGAGCGCGUGGAAUUACGAUGGACAUUGCGACGAACGGUUUUGAAACAGAGCAUCACAAGUUUACGGUCUUGGAUGCUCCCGGUCAUCGCGAUUUUAUCCCCAAUAUGAUCUCGGGAACGGCACAAGCUGACGCUGCAGUUCUAGUUGCAGAUGCAACCACAGGAAGUUUCGAAGCUGGGUUCGAUGCUCACGGUCAGACAAAAGAACACGCCUUGUUAGCAAGAAGUUUAGGUGUUCAACAGCUGGUCAUCGCGGUGAAUAAGCUGGAUGCGAUGAACUGGGAUCAAGCUCGAUUCGAAGAGAUUGUUCAGAGGCUCACUGCUUUCCUGGUACAAGCCGGUUUCCGGAAAAACAAACUGACCUUUGUCCCUGUUUCUGGUUUGACAGGCGAAAACUUGACCUCGCGAAGCACUAUGGCCGAGCUCACGGCAUGGUACAAAGGCCCUAGUUUAUUAGAGGCUAUCGAUGCUUUUGAGACGCCUACACGACUUGUAGACAGACCUUUCCGUAUGGGCGUCACCGACUUUUUCAAAGGCGGUAUUGGAAGCAGUGGCGGCGUCUCUGUAGCAGGAUCGAUAGAUUCGGGCCAUCUUCAAGUGGGAGAACAAGUGAUGGUGGUUCCCGGAAAUGAAAUUGGUGCUGUAAAAGCCAUGCAAGUCAAUGAUGAAGUAGUCAAUUGGGGUGUAGCAGGGGAUUCCAUCCUCAUGACCUUAAGUAACCUGGAUAUUCUUAAUCUGAGCAACGGCUGCGUUCUGUGUUCGCCUCAGCAUCCUGUGCCAGUGACAAGUUCAUUUAUUGCACAAAUUGUCGUGUUUGACAUAAAAGUGCCUAUUACUUCCGGAUUCUCAGUGGUGCUCCACCAUCAAAGCGCCGAUGAGCCGGCAAUUAUUUCGAAGCUGCUCAUGACCUUGGACAAGUCAACGGGCGAGAUGAUCAAAAAGAAUCCACGACAUUUGUCUAAAGGUGCCACCGCGAAAGUGAGAAUUAACAUGCCAUUACGGCCGAUUCCUUUGGAGACCUUCAAAGACAACAAAAAUCUUGGCCGUGUCAUGCUCCGACGAGAAGGAGAAACAGUAGCAGCAGGCAUUGUGACAGAGGUAACUUGA
Radiomyces spectabilis is the source of this 1473-nucleotide messenger RNA. RefSeq names its product P-loop containing nucleoside triphosphate hydrolase protein. NCBI's taxonomy places the organism in Eukaryota, Fungi, Mucoromycota, Mucoromycetes, Mucorales, Radiomycetaceae. The transcript has 8 exons. Bases 1 to 1473 code for a protein of 490 amino acids. Gene Ontology annotation, molecular function: GTPase activity; GTP binding. Gene Ontology annotation, biological process: translation. The record is from RefSeq and is a predicted model, not a curated record.